Molecule: messenger RNA, 1683 nt
Organism: Telopea speciosissima
Lineage: Eukaryota; Viridiplantae; Streptophyta; Magnoliopsida; Proteales; Proteaceae
Product: COPII coat assembly protein sec16-like
Exons: 5
Coding region: 26-1450 (474 amino acids)
Source: RefSeq, a predicted model, not a curated record
UCUUUUAUAUAUGCAGUGACAAACAAUGAGUGGAAGCCUCGGAAGACUAGCGAGCACCAGUAGCUGCAAAACCAGCAAACAGAGCUUAAUUAUUUCCUCUUCUGCUUACUCUACUUUUGCUGCUGGUGGAGGUGGUAGAGGCCGAGGUGGGGGCCGAGGCUCUGGUUCAGGCUCCUCUGGCGCUCCUGACCUGUCCCCAGCUCAAACCCCUGGUAAACCAGACACUGAUGCUGAAGCUGACGAUGCUUUCUUUCCUUCUGGAUUUGGCCAUGGCAGAGGUAAACCCAUCCCUUCCACCCCAAUUCUUCCUUCAUUCUCUUCAUGGAUCUCUGCAGCAAGUCCUCCUGCUGGUCGUGGAAUUGUCCGAACUACCCAACCACAACCUAAUCCACGCCCAUCUGAGUCUGAAGGCUUUCAGCCCAAGAAACCCAUUUUUUUCAGCCGGCAAGAUACUCAGAAACCUCAAUCGAGUGAUUCGGUUCUAAAGCUGGAUGAGGAUAUCCUUCCAUCCUCUCUCUUGCCAGGGUUACCUGGUGCUGGACGUGGAAAACCACCUAAACCAUCACCAAGCCCUAAUGAGAGUACUGGUACUGAAGAAAACCGACACCUUCAAUCAAGAAGAGGAGGUGCUGUCAGCAUGCAGGAUAAAACUUCUCCAAGCCAGCCAAGGUUGAGUAGGGAAGACGCAGUUAAAAAGGCAGUUGGGAUUUUGUCUCGAGGUAGAGGAGAUGGGAUGGAGGACGGUGGGAGGGGAAGAGGGUUAAGAGGACGAAGUGGUCGGGGACGAGCAGGACGGGGAGUGCAAGGUUGGAGGGGAAGAGGUGGAAGAAGUGCUGGUCGUUUCCGUGAUGCAGACGAGGACUAUGCUACUGGUCUUUACUUGGGUGACAAUGCUGAUGGAGAGAGGUUGGCUAAGAGACUUGGGCCAGAGAACAUGGAUAAAUUGGCUGAAUUAUUUGAACAUAUGAGUUAUGACGUGCUGCCUUCACCAGUGGAUGAUGCUUAUCUGGAUGCUGUCCACACUAAUAAUAUGAUAGAGUUUGAGCCAGAGUAUCUGAUGGGGGAGUUUGAUGCAAACCCUGAUAUAGACGAAAAGCCUCCAAUUCCUCUUCGAGAUGCACUAGAAAAGAUGAAGCCGUUCUUGAUGGCUUAUGAGGGAAUUCAAAGUCAAGAAGAGUGGGAGGAAAUUAUGAAAGAAACAAUGGAGAAGGUACCAUAUAUGAAAGAGUUGAUUGAUAUAUACAGUGGGCCUGAUAGAGUGACUGCAAAGCAACAACAAGAGGAGUUGGAAAGAGUUGCAAAGACCCUUCCUGAUAAUGUACCUUCAACCGUAAAGCGGUUCACUGACCGUGCUGUUCUGUCACUUCAGAGCAACCCAGGAUGGGGUUUCGACAAGAAAUGCCAAUUCAUGGAUAAACUUGUGUGGGAAGUUUCUCAGCAGUACAAGUAGAAUGUUAGAGCUUGGCUACAACUAACUCUUGUAUUUUUUGACCGAGUAGCAUUCAGGUUUGAUGGCCCCAUGAGAUUUUCAGUGGUGGAACUCUUCAUUUAUUCAUCCAAAUAAUAGAAGAUUUGUCAUUCUAUAAUGUCUAUCCAAGUUUGUUCAAGUUUUCUACAGAGUAUUGAAUGCAGUUAAGGCAUUUUGACCUCCCAAAAAUAAGUGUUCACUACCAACAAAAUUCU